This is a messenger RNA of Hypomesus transpacificus, 2136 nucleotides long. It is a transcript of the gene pex11b, whose product is annotated as peroxisomal biogenesis factor 11 beta. Gene Ontology annotation, biological process: regulation of peroxisome size; peroxisome fission. Lineage: Eukaryota; Metazoa; Chordata; Actinopteri; Osmeriformes; Osmeridae. The record is from RefSeq and is a predicted model, not a curated record. Gene Ontology annotation, cellular component: peroxisomal membrane. The coding region runs from base 257 to 1075 and encodes 272 amino acids. The transcript has 4 exons.
CAACCAAAUCUAAAGAAGACAAGUCUUGCUUUACCCUGCUAAGUAAGCUACAUUCCCCAGCUAAUCGAAGUUAGCAAGUGUCAGUCAAAGUUAACCUAAUGGUUUCCGUGGCAUCAAACAUUUUUGAAGUGUAUCAAUUUUUUUACUGCACAGAUAUAACUGCACUAUUUCGGGAAUUCCAACUUGGUUAGCUACAUAAGCCAAAGGCCUCUCUGGUAAUCACGGUUGCAAGCGAAAGUUGCCGUUUUCUUGGAGGAUGGAUUCUUGGGUUCGGUUUAAUGCUCAGAGCCAAGCAAAGGAAAGAGUUUUCAGGGCUGCACAGUAUGCUUGCACGUUGUUGGGCUAUACCCUUCAGAAGGGUGGUAAAGGUUUGGAAUUCCUGAAUACCGUUAAACAACUAGAAACCCAAAUGAGUCUCAUGAGAAAAUUGAUGCGUUUGGGGAACUCUGCAGAGGCCCUGGAGGCAGCAAAGCGAGCGGUACACCUCUCUGACAGUGUGUUGCAAUUGUGCCUGACCGUAGCCCACCUCAACAGGGCAAUGUACUUUGCCUGUGACAAUGUCCUUUGGGCCGGUAAGACAGGCCUCUUGCCAGAACUGGACCAGAACAAGUGGAGCCAGAGGUCCUUUAGGUACUACCUCUUUGCCCUCAUCCUCAACCUUACCCGCGAUGCCUAUGAGAUAAGCCUUCUCAUGGAGCGCGAGGUGCGCUCUAACAGCACUUCAAAGUCCGGCACUUCCCCCUUUACCCCGUGUCCCCUUGUGCCGGAAAACAGCGACAUCCCCUCCCCCUCCGACUCCCCCAUUUCCCCAGCCUCUUUCUCUAGACUCCCUUCUGCUUUGAUCCCGUUCCUCUCCAGGCGCCUGCACCGACAGUUCCACUUGCUUGUAACAGUGCUGCGCAGCAACCCGCCUCUGCUGCUGGACCUGUUGAAGAAUGCCUGUGACGUUUUUAUCCCCCUGGACAGGCUGGGAAUUUACCCUACUGGGCCGGGCUUUGUUGGGGCCUGUGGCCUUGCCUCCUCAAUCAUCUCCAUACUCACCAUUAUUCACCCCUGGUUGAAGCUCAAGCCCUGAGAAAUGGGGAUCUCAAGAGUACCAAGUGCAGGUGGAGUUAGGUGAGGUCAAAUGUGGCAUUUUAGGAGAGGUUCUUGAAAUGAUAGCCGUUUACGGGUAGUUCUAUCAAGCUAAGGACCUGAAUUUUUCAAUUAUUAAGCUGCCCUCAAUCUCUUGGUUUGAACGGUAAGAAAGUUCUGUCAUAUAAAAUAUAGUUGUAUUGAUCUAUUUACACAUAGAAUGCUAGACUUGCAAACAUCUUGAUAUCUGGACCUACAGUAACAGAGUUAUCAAAUUGCCCAUAUCUUAUUUAAUUGGAAAGGUUACAUUUUACAAGGCCACGGUUUUAUGUUGCGUUUUUGUGGUGGCAAUGUGUGAUGUCAGGAAUUUCGAGGGGGAAAUGUCAAAUAGUUAUAGAACAUAUAGCUGUGUGGACCACACAUAGCAUUCAGCCAUGCUUUGAUACCAACAUUUAAUUAACUUUUCUUUCUUCUCCGAUAAUUGUGUGGGUAGAGCAGCCAACACAGAAACCGUAACACCUCACUAAUGUUUGUGUUAAAAAGCAAUGAGUUGGUCCCAUACUCAUUGUCUGCAACUGUUGUUUCCUAAGCUGCACUGAUUUUACGUUUAAUUCGUAUUGUGUUAGACUUGUACUACAAACAAAGUAAUCCAUGUAUGGAAUGUCCACGUGCUUCAGCCAGUUUGGAAGAGAUCAGCGCAAUACAGCAUUAGAUGACUUUGCAACAAUUUGAUCUAAAUGGUAAGCGCAAUCAGGUAUACAGAGGUAUUUUCAGAAACAGAAAGCUUUUUUGUACAGGUCUAAAACUGUAAAUAUGUUACUAUAUAUGAAUAGGUUAAAGACCAAUUAAAAUGCAUAUAUAACAUUUUGUUUUCCUUUAAUUUAACAUUGGUGUGUUCUAGGGGAAAUUAUUCACACACAGAAGGAAAAUCAGGUUCCGAGAUUUUACAGAAACGGGACACGCAAAUAAUCUACUACUAUUUUCAGUAGUAAAUGAUUAUGACUGACUUCGACUUUGUCACAUAAGCCUUAAAGGGAGGGGAGGGGGGUAUUCAUCCAUGUA